AUGGUGCUGGCGCUUCAUGUAUGGGGCCCAGCGUUUGGCCUCCCCUCGAUAGAGCCCGAAUGUAUAGCUACUAUAGCCUACUGCCAGCGCGUUAUUCCGAGGGGACAAUGGACACUAGUCGCUGAGCAUGAUGCUACGGUUGGAGUAACAGAGAGCCUGCCGAUCCUAUUCGACGACGAUGUUGCGACUGCAUCUGGUUUCGAGGAUAUUGUUGCAUAUCUCCGCAACUAUCCUGUCAUCGCAAAUGAUCUUGAUGCUAGUCUCUCCAGUCGUCAGCGAACCGAUAGGACUGCUUUCAUUACCUUCCUCCAGUCCACAGCGACCCCUCUGAUCGACUUGUCACUCUACGUUUCUGCCGAGAACUACAACACUACUACCUCGUCGGCAUAUACUGCGAUACUACCAUGGUACGCCAACUACACAGUCCCUCCGAAGCGACGAGAGUUGGCGAGAACAAGGACGGCACACAUGGGUUUGAGCAGUUUGGAUGUGGACACGACAGCGGAGGACGGGUUUGCGCCAGGUCGAGGGACUGCAUCGUCGGAAUACGAGGCUGCCAAACGAGCCGCUGGUAUACCGACCGAGAGCAAGGCCACCACUUCAUUGAAUAUUGGACGCAGCAAAGGCCUGACCGGCCUCUUGGGUGGCCAAAUGUACGCCGCCCGUUUCAAGCUGGAUGCUCUUUCAGCGGACCUUUUGGACCCAUUGUCCGACUUAUUGGGGAGGCAUGACUAUCUCCUUCACGGAGAAGAAGCUUCCAGCUUGGAUUGCCUUGCCUUUGGGUAUCUGUCUCUACUAAUAUAUCCACCAGUGCCUCAAGCGUGGCUAAGGGAGACGAUCAAGAUGAAAUACCCACGCAUUGGAGCAUACGUAAACAAGCUUCAUGGAGAUCUGUUUCGCUACGACGAGGUCAAGCCUGCUGAGGUGUGGACCAUUUCUAGCAGCAGUGCAAAGACGCCUAGAACUACACUGUUGCCGUGGGUCGCAAAAUCGGAGACGUUUGCCUCGAAAGCAUUGGCCAGUGCAAAGGAGAUUGCCGGAAGCAUUCCUGGCGUAUCCAAGUUUUGGCGAGGAUCGACAGCUGUGGCAGUGUCGAAGCGCAGCAAGUCCGAGCUCCCGUCUCCCUUGUUGGUCAACAGCCUCGUAGGCAUUACAAGCGCGUUCACAGUGGGAUUGGCGGCUCUGGCUAUUCACCACCGUCGGUCGCCACGUGAGGGCGAGCUCAUUUUUUGGGCAUUGCGCCCAAGCGGUGGAUUAGGCGAGGCUGGGAGUAUCCUCGGGGUCUUCGCGGACCAGCUCCGUGAUGGAGCGCUCUAUUCCCAGUUUUAG
Pyrenophora tritici-repentis Pt-1C-BFP is the source of this 1329-nucleotide messenger RNA. Its product is annotated as Tom37-C multi-domain protein. Gene Ontology annotation, cellular component: SAM complex; cytoplasm. Gene Ontology annotation, biological process: mitochondrion organization. Lineage: Eukaryota; Fungi; Ascomycota; Dothideomycetes; Pleosporales; Pleosporaceae. The record is from RefSeq and is a predicted model, not a curated record.